GUCUGUUUUAUUGCGCGCCGUCAAGAGCGCAGAGGGAGCGCGCUGGUGUUCCCGUGCCUUUACUACGCCACCACCGUUUGGCGGGAAACGGCACCGUGCUGGCGCAUGAAUACUUGGAGUAAGGGGCCACGAAAAUCCGUAGUAUUAAAACGCGCUGAUAGAAAAUCCCGCAGUAGCUGAAAUCACGGCCGGGCUGAAGAUCUAGCUGUGCGGUGGGAGGGUUUCCACUGAAAGCCGGUGCGGUGAACAGCUGCUCUCUCGGAUUACUCUCACUUAAUCAAUCGGGCGACUGUUUGACACACUUGUACGUUUUUCGGCCGCUGCCACGGCAGUCAUCAUGCCGCUGAGUUCAGGCAUGGCGAGUAGUAAGAACUACGAUUACGACUACGACUCCUACCAGCCCUACUUCUACUUCGACAACGAGGACGAGGACUUUUACAGCCAGCAGCACAGCCAGCCGCAGCCCCCAGCGCCCAGCGAGGAUAUCUGGAAGAAGUUCGAACUGCUGCCCACCCCUCCGCUCUCCCCGAGCCGGCGGCCGUCCCUCAGCAGCGGCAGCAGCCCGUUCCCGUCCACCGCGGACCAGCUGGAGAUGGUCACGGAGUUUCUCGGGGACGACGUGGUGAACCACAGCUUCAUCUGCGACGCGGACUACUCUCAGUCCUUCCUUAAGUCGAUCAUCAUCCAGGACUGUAUGUGGAGCGGCUUUUCCGCCGCGGCAAAGCUGGAGAAGGCGGUGUCCGAGCGGCUCGCCUCGCUGCAGGCUGCGCGCAGGGAAGCUUCGAGGAGCAGCUCGACAGGGGACAGCAGCACGGGGCGCCUGGGCUCCAGCCUCGGUUACCUGCAGGACAUUCACGCCUCCGCUACGGACUGUAUAGACCCCUCUGUGGUCUUUCCUUAUCCGCUUACUGACUGCUCGAAGCUGGCCCGACCGCCCACGCCGGCUCUGCCUCUGGAUACUCCUCCGAACAGUGGGAGCAGCAGCAGCAGUGACAGCGACAGCGAUGAUGAUGAGGAUGAGGAUGAGGAGGAGAUCGACGUGGUGACCGUGGAGAAGAGGAAGUCUGCGAAGAGGUCUGACCCCGUGGUCCUGAAGCGCUGUCACGUCAACAUUCAGCAGCACAACUACGCGGCGCAGCCGAGCAGAGGCGGCGAGCAGCCGGCGGUGAAGAGGCUGCGCUUCGAGGGCGGCAGAGCGCUCAGACAGUCCAGCCACAGCCAGCGGACCUCCGACUCGGAGGACAACGACAAGCGGCGGACUCACAACGUGCUGGAGCGCCAGAGGAGGAACGAGCUCAAGCUGAGCUUCUUCGCGCUGCGCGACGAGAUUCCGGACGUGGCGAACAACGAGAGAGCCGCCAAGGUGGUCAUUCUGAAAAAGGCCACCGAGUUCAUCUCAAGCGUGCAGGCCGAGGAGCGACGGCUGCUCACCGUCAAAGAGCAGCUCAGGAGGCGGUGUGAACACUUAAAACAGAGACUGGAACAGCUGAGCAGCUCCUGAGCCGCUCUUUGGGACACGGACUCCUGUUGGGUUUUAAAGCCUUUUUUGGAAAGGCGGUUGCAGUGGAUGCACCGAGAAGUCAUGGACACACUGUGGGUGUGGCCAGCAGCGCAGCGCUGUUGCAAUCUGACUGAUUUAUACUAUUACAGCUGCCUCUAUUUGAGGCAGUUGAGGCUAUAGAUUUAUUUGUAUUUAAUUUUAUUUUUAGUAACGCCACGGUCAGCAGUCUGCUCACUGCUGAUCUUAAUUUAAUGUUUUGUUUUUGUAAAUUUUGUACAUACUUGCUCAGAUGUAUUGAAGAUACUGUAUGAUUUGAAUCAUAAAGGCAUUUCUUUAUAAAUCGUGUUUGACUACA
Messenger RNA from Pygocentrus nattereri (red-bellied piranha), 1856 nucleotides. RefSeq names its product MYC proto-oncogene, bHLH transcription factor b (gene mycb). Gene Ontology annotation, molecular function: DNA-binding transcription factor activity, RNA polymerase II-specific; protein dimerization activity; RNA polymerase II cis-regulatory region sequence-specific DNA binding. Gene Ontology annotation, biological process: positive regulation of cell population proliferation; regulation of transcription by RNA polymerase II. The record is from RefSeq and is a predicted model, not a curated record. The transcript has 3 exons. The coding region runs from base 338 to 1501 and encodes 387 amino acids. NCBI's taxonomy places the organism in Eukaryota, Metazoa, Chordata, Actinopteri, Characiformes, Serrasalmidae.